CGGGACCCUCGCAAGUGCCGGUACCACCAUUCGGGCAGUGGCCCUGGCCUAUGUACAAUACUUUCGUGCCAUGGGGGAAUCCGGCUCCGCCCGACCAGGUGGUACCGUACGCUGGACCCCAAGCGAGUAUGCCGCCUCCGAGCUACCCCGCCGCUCAGGCCCAGCCAUGGCGCCACCCCCAUCGCCCGCACCAAGCUCACAUGGUAGCGUGGCACGUGGAGGUAAUCAAGGCCAGGGAAAUCAGGGGAAUGGAGGGAGAGGUGGAGGAAGAGGACGUGGCAGAAAUGGUGGUGGUCGAGGAGGCCAAUGGGAUAACCAAGGUUACCAGGGCCAGGGAAACCAAGGUAACCAAGGGAGCAAGGGAAGCGGGAGAACCCGCUUUGAUUGGAGGACCGCCAUAUGCCAACAUUGUGACAAGCAAGGUCGCACCAUACAGUUUUGCAAUACAAGGCGGGAAGAUGAAAGAGUGGGACUGAUCUACUCCAACAUGGAUGGUGACAUAUACGAUCAGUUCGCAGGGUACAUUGACAGGAAGGUCCCUGGAGGUGUGAGGGCGGAAGCCCAAAGAAGGGUGGCUGCACGGCAAGCGCCGCCUGCCACGUUCAGGUUAUGGCAGGAGAAAGAAGACCCACCAAUUAGAGUGGAAGAGGUGGGAAGUGAUGAGGAAGUGACCCAGAGGCUGCGGGCAGGGGAUAUAAAAGAAGAGCCCAUAGUCGUUGAGUCCGAGAACGAGGAGGAGGAGGAGAGAGUAGAGCGCCCCUCAAUCUUGUUGGGAAAGAUGGAAGACCUGUUGGACAAACUGGGAAGAUACCAACAGAAGUUGGUGGACCUCUGUGAAGGAGUGAAGGAAUGGAGGGCCAACAUCCCCAAGGGUCACAACGACCUUAUGACCCUAAAGGAGAUCUUGGCGUCGACACCUAAGCUCCGGGACAGACUCAAAGGGAGAUUGUCGCGACGCUUGGUGCCCAACGUUCAUCUAAGUAUGAUCCUGCCUAAGGAAGCAGAGUGGGUGGAGACGGGGACAAAGAUGGACUGGAAGUGCGUAGCUUGUGGCACGGUGGAUUUGGUGGGAAAGGGCUCCAAGUGCUCAGCCAUGGUAGAUACAAGGGCGGAAAUGAAUAUUAUCCGGGAGGCUGAUGCGAUCAGGUUCGAAUUAGAGAUAGACCGCUCGGAUUGCGGUAUCCUGCAUGGAGCCAACUGUAAAGCAGUGUUUUGCGGGACAGCCUCAAAUGUACUUAUCGAGGUUGGAAGAGUAAAGGCCAGGGCAUGCUUCUUCGUUAUGCCUGACGUGGACCACAUGAUUCUUUUGGGAAGGUCCUUCCUAUGCAAGACAGAGGCAUUGAUGUUUAACAAACACGAUGGAACUCUGAUCCUUAUCAUGUGUGACCCUGCCUGUGGGAAUUAUGACGUAAUUACCUGCAGAAAUACGGGGCCCCGAAGCAUAAGGAGCCGACCUAACCCAGACUCAUUCAUGAUUGAGGAGUCAGAGGGCGAGCGCCAGAGACUCCUUGCGGAACCAGUAGAGGAGGAAAGAGUCGAGGCGUUCUCUCUCAGCUUGUCAGACGUGAAUAAAGCCAUGGACAUUGUGGCCACACACGAGAUGGCGGAUCCGGACACCAUCCAGGCAUCAAGGGAGCAGCUCAAGCAGGGUUCCCAAAGGCGGUACAAGACGAUAGAUAAAAAGUGCCGCCCAGUUCCCGUCCUCGUUACCGAAGAUGAGGAAGUGUAUUAUGAACGGGAACGAGGUUUGAUACGACAAAUGAAGGAGAAUGCCGCAGCAGGACCAUGUCGUAUCAACGGAGGGAACCAAGGGAAGUUGAUAAUCGGAGAGCCUGACUUCCUACUGCCCCAAGAAAGAGCAUUAAUGGUGGAGCUAAUGAAGAAGAGGCAUCGCGCCUAUGCGUUCGGUGAUGAGGAGCGCGGCAGGUUGACUGUGGACAAGAUUCGUAUGAUCCGCAUCCACACCGUGCCGCAUGAGCCAUGGAACUUGAGAGGGGCGCGAUAUCCUAAUCCUGACGAGGAAAAGAAGGUGGUAGACUACCUCGACGGCAAGAUACUAAGCAUGUCGAGCGGGUCGUAUGCAUCCCCAUGGUUUUGCUUCAUCAAACCCAAUGGGACGUUGCGAUGGGUGCAAGAUCUGUCAGUGACGGCAAUGCAUACGCCUCGGGGGUUGAUCCAGAUGCAUGUGGUCCCACAAGGGUGGACCAACGCAGUAGCAAUGGUUCAGCCGGCCAUGAUCAGGGCCAUGCAAUCAGUCAACCCUCAUAUCACACAACCAUAUAUCGAUGACUUAGCGGUGAAGGGGCCAACGGUGAAAGAGAAUGACGAAGUCUUGCCAGGAGUGAGACGUUUUGUCUGGAAGCAUAUUCAGGACCUUGAGAAAGUCCUGAAUCUGCUUGAAGAACAUAACCUCACUGCAAGUGGGGCCAAAUCCAGACACUGCAUGAGGGAAGCUACUAUCUUGGGGUUCGUCUGUAAUGAGAAGGGUCGUCGGCCGGACGUAAAGAAGACGGACAAGAUUAUUGAGUGGCCAGUACCAUUCCACUCGAUAACUGAUGUUAGAAGCUUCCUCGACACAUGUGGGUUUUGGAGGAUUUUCGUCAAAAACUUCGUCGCCAAGAUAGAGCACUUGAGAAAGUUGGUUCGUCAGGAUCAGGAGUGGGUCUGGGGUGAAGAGCAGGAGAGAGCGGUGGCAGAAAUGAAGGAAGAGUUCAAAGAAGGAGGAUGGCCGACAUACAUCUGGAUGUUUAAUUUUGAGCUGGAACGAAUCCCUGGGAAUAAGAACAGCGCUGGCGGGCUGAGCCGUAUCAACUGGGGUAAGCAAGAGGGGGAGGCGAUAGAAGACACGUCCUCAUUUGAUGGCUUUCUGGAUCAGGAAGAGGACAUCCAUCUUCACAUCAAUAAGUGGUCCCCGCGAGUGCCUAGCUGCAUGGGUCAUUCUAUCUGGCAUGCGCCAAAUGGGUAUGAACGGAAGGCAGAGCUGGUCCUCAAGCCUUUCGAAGAGGAAGACCCAUGGGGCGGAAAAGACGUCCAGUGGAUGAUGAAGUUGGCAUUGGCAGGCACGCAUAGUCUGGCAGAGGAAGUAAGGGCGAUAGAGGAAGGACCGGAUCAGGUAGAAAGGCACGAGGAGUUGAUGGGAGGGAUGUAUCUCCUCGUCAAUACGCUUCUACAAGGAGACUUUGAUCAGAUAGGCUCAUUGAAUCCGGCUGAGAAUGAGGAAGUGGUGUCGAAAAGCCAGGAUGACGAGUUUGAGGAGGGAGAGAUCAAAGAGGCAUUCCGUGCAGAGGAGUAUGAUGGGAUCUACCUGGAACUGGGACUUCUCCUAUCAUGUGAAAUGCGGAAUAGAGAUGCCAGCGAUAGAGCCCAAAGGAUGAUGCAACGCUAUUUGGUAAGGGAUGGUCAUCUUUUCAUAAAGAGGCAAGUGGGAAAUCCUAGGAGGGUCGUAUGCGGCAGGAGCCGUCAGAUCGAUGUUGUAGCUGCGCUUCAUGAUGGCAUCGCAGGAGGGCACCGAGGAGUUAGUGCCACAUAUGCCAAAAUGAGUGAGCUAUAUUAUUGGGACGGGAUGAUGGAGAUGGUUAGUAAGUUCUGCCGGUCCUGCGUUCCUUGUCAAGAACAAUCUCGUCUGAGGCCAGGAGAGCCGUUGCAUCCAAGACUAGAAAGGGAAGUAGGGGCCGUAGUACAUCUCGACUUACUCUUCAUACCACUUGGGGAUCAUGGCUACAAUUAUAUCUUCGAUGCGCGUGACAACUUGUCUGACUUUGUGGAUGGCCGGGCUAUUCGUACAAAGACCGGGCCAGUCUUGGUUAGUUGUAUCGAGGAGUAUUACCUGCGCUAUCCCUUUGUCAGAGAGUUCGUAAUGGAUAGAGGGUCGGAGUUUACCUGCCAGGCGGGACAAGAGCUGUUAUCAAGGUACGGCAUGGUAGCUAAUUACACCACGGUCGCGCACCCCCAGGCAAACGCUGCAGUGGAGAGAGGACACAACACCAUCACGAGUCUUCUGGCUAAAUGGACUGAGGGUAGACCUAAUCAGUGGCCAAGGUACCUGAGGGCGGCAUUCUUUGUCGAGAAUAUUACGGUGAAAAGGACCACUAAAUACGCACCGGCCACACUAUGGUAUGGGAGACACGCUACCUUCCCGAUCGAGAGCUUCCUAAAGACUUGGAGGCGUCAGGAUCUGGAGGUCAAUCUGUCUUUUGAGGAAUUGCUCGAUAUUCGAGCGCGGCAGGUGGGCGCGAUAGAGAAAAGAAUUCAGGAGGCGUCCAACCAAGUGGAGAAAAGCCGUAUGGAGGAUAAGGCUCGUUGGGACCAGUCGGCGCGAGUAAGGAAAGUACCCUUGGCCGUUGGGGACGUUGUACUCCUGUAUGAUUCAUCCUUGGAAAAGCAGUGGUCCAGGAAACUCGACAAGAGGUGGUUAGGUCCCUACCGGAUUGUGCGACGCGGAGAUUUCGACGCAUAUCAGAUUGAAGAUCUAAAUGGGACAGAGUGGAAGGAUUGGGUGUCGGGAGCAAGACUGAAAAAGUCUGACUUUACGAAGACAGCCAUGCCAAGAGGAGGGAGGGGGACGAGGCCGUCACGGAGGUCGUUGGGAGCAUCAGGAGGGUACGAGCGGCAUGGGUCUCACCACCGAGAAAGUACGCCAGUGUACGACGAUGGGGAUAUUGAGUUGUUCCUGGACGAGUUCUGGGGGUAUGCGGAUCAUAUGGGCUGGGCUAUGACCCAAGCAAUCGAGAGGCUGGGAGGGGCCGACAGGUUCGCAGAGCCCAUUGCACCGAUUCGUAGGGAGGCAAGGACAAGGCCUGAGGUGGAGGCAAGGAUGCAGGAGCUACGACCAUCACCUGUGGGACCUGACGGCAUACCGAUCCGCCUGGAGAUCGGGAAUGCAGAGGAAUUCAUUCCCGCCUUCGAGCAGUUCAUGCAUGGUCAGGCCGAGAGAGAGAUUAAAGCGGAGAUUCCAGAGAGAGUCGACCGUCGCACGAGAGAGAGAGUGCCAGCAGGGGAGACGGCUGAGGAAAAGCGGGCCAGAGUAGGGAAGCGCUUGGAAGAAAUCUGGCAAGAGAGACAGAGAUUGGAAGAGGCAGGAACACUCCCGGACCAGCCACCACCGCAUGGGCCAUAUGGAAUCAAGGAGAUAUGGGAUGAGUUCCUUGAUCAGCAUGGCGAGGAACUGACGGCUCCAGAAAAGGCAGAAGUCGGAACCUCGAAGAAAGCAGAUGAGUACUUGGACCGAAAGAUCCGCUCCCUGUCCACGACAUCCUUCGACAGAUAUAUGAUGUUGGAAGCUGAUCUGAGAGGGAAAGAGAUGGAGGUAAGCCAUGGAGUAUGUUUGGAGGCCGUCGAAGCUGAGAUCCGAGAGCUCCGAGCACUGGCGGCUAGUAAGGCUGUCAUCAUUCAGGACUUGAGACAGCAACUUCGAGGUGAGACUGGUAGGGUUGACAGAGAGGGGCCAGGGAAGGCAGUGAACAGGGCAGAGAGCAGCAGGCAAGGAGAGCAGUGGCAGGCAGGACAUGGCUUAUCAGGACAACCAUCCGCUGCUAAGCUUCAGCAGGGGUCAUCAAUGGGAAGAAUCAUCUUGAACCUUGAGGAGGCAAAAGCCAAGAGAGAAGCAGAGAGAGAAGCCUUCGAGUUCAUAGACCCUACUGAACUCGCCACACUGCCUAUAGUAGUUGCGGAACCCGCCAUGCCACCUCCAGUUGAGGAGGGGCGGCCGAUUGCCAGCAGUGAGCCAGUCCAGGGCUCAACAGAGGGGUCUAUGGAUGUGCUUCUCGAGGCGGUUCACUUUGUGCAGGAGGAGGCAAGCCUAUGUUCACCUGAGCAAAGGAUAGAGGAGCCUCCUGAGAGAGAGAUGGGGGGUGCGAUAGAAGGCGUCAUCGAGGGCAGGCCCCAGAGGUUGGAUACGCCCGAGUAUAGGCCAGAAGGGGUUGGGAUGCGACUAGGGCCUAGUACUCAGGAGUUGGGGACAGAACCUGAGGAGUCUAUGGACGUGCCUCAGAGUUACGAGCUGGGCAGAGAGACUAGCAAGACGCCAUCAUCACUAGGAUCUCAGAAGGAGAAGAAGAAAUCCAAGAAGUGGUUCGACGCAUCCUGCUACUUUUGCAAAAAGGAAGGCCAUCGAGCCUUGCAGUGUCCAAAGUAUAUCUUGGAUGUGCGAGACAACUUGAGUGGGUUCGUGGAGGCGGUCGCCCUAAAAAAAAAGACAGGGAGGAGUGAGGCAGACUGGAUAGAAGACUUCUACUUAAGGCAUCCGUUCGUCAGGAGGUUUAUAGCAAGCAAUGGGACGGAGUUUGUGAACCAAGAAGUAUUGGGGAUGCUUAAGAGACUCUGCGUACCGAUCAAACUCAUCGAGCCGUAUCACCCUGAGGCCAAUGCACCUGUGGAAAGGGGGCACCGAACCUUGAAGAACACGAUUGCAAAGCUCGCUGCAGACCAUCUGGGGAACUGGCCUAGGUAUCUUAAGCAGGCUGUCUUUGCAGAGAAUAUGACCCCUAAAAGGACAACAGGAUGUAUCCCGACAGAGCUUUGGUACGGAAGAGAGAUCGACUUUCCUGUGGAAGCCUUGGUACCUACCUGGAAUAGGUUAGAUGAUGAUCCGCAAAUGACCACUCAAGAGUUAAUCGAGGCAAGAUGUCAACAAAUCCUUAAGAACGAGGAGGUCAUGGAAGCCAUCGCCAACUGGGUACUGGACAACAGAAUGAGGGACAAAACAAGGUGGGACCAGGUUAAGAAUGUCAGAAAGGAGCCACUUCAAGUUGGAGAGUUGGUAUUGUUAAGGAACUCGGCACUAGAAAGUACUUGGUCGGGACAGCUGGGAAGGAGGUUCAAAGGCCCCUACCAGGUCGCCAAGCGGGUGGGACAGAACACCUUCGAACUGGAAGAUUUGGAUGGAACUGGAUAGAAAGGCCCCUUCCCGGGGCAACGAUUGGUCAGGUUUCUAAGUCGGGACCCAGUGGAACAAUGGCUUCAGGAGGCCAAAGAUAAGGAAACUGAGGAGCCACAAGCUAAAGACUGACCACAGCCUUGCGUACACUAUGGUUUGUCUCUGACCAUGUUCAUGGGACUGUCAUUUUUUUGGGGACUGGCGCUUUGGCUUUAACUGACUGAGGUUGAAAGGCAGCGUGACUUGGGGGUUUGCAAUAUCUGGCUUGUGUGACAACGGGAAGGGAUGUAUGGGGCACUGUACCAUAGUCUUUGACUGAAAAAAAAAUAAAAAAUAAAAAAAUGGGGUCAUCACAAACGACGCAUUCGCAUGUAUAAUAGGGGUAUGCUGCGAAGAAUGUUAAUAGCAUUCGGGGAAAAGGGGGGGGACUACCUACCAGACUGGGGGAAUGGGUGCAUGAGGAGCUUUGCGGGUGUUGUUUUGUUAUACAGGGUCUAAAAGAAAAGAGAAGAUGGAGUUCGGUGACGAAAAUGACAGCGGGGCAAUCAACAGGCCUACCGGAG
This is a messenger RNA of Chara braunii, 7437 nucleotides long. Lineage: Eukaryota; Viridiplantae; Streptophyta; Charophyceae; Charales; Characeae. The record is from the annotation of a GenBank genome assembly.